AUGGAUGACAUAAAUACCGAAAGAAAAUCAAGAUCUACGCAUUCAAAAUCACGCUUUGGAUGUGUAACUUGCAAGGCGCGACACAAAAAGUGUGACGAGACUCGCCCGGCAUGUCUUAGAUGUAUUAGCUCCAGAAAGCUGUGUGGGGGCUACGAGAUUGUCAUUGACAAACGGUCACGAACUUGGCGUGACUAUGAAGCCGCCGAUGUGGCCAACAGUCAGAGCGUGGUAGCCCCGCGAAGCCACGCACGAAAUCUCGGGCCAUCUUUCAGUGUGAUGCGAUUACCUCUCAUUUCUACUCGGACCUACCUCACAUGGAAUGAGCGAUGGUAUCUAGACUACUAUCGCAAUUGCGUUGCGGUACGACUCGCCAACUACUAUGACUCUCCAUUUUGGAAUCGCUUUGUGCUCCAAAUAUGCGACCAGCACCCUCUGGUCUGCCAUGCUGCAGUCGCUGUUGGGGCUUAUUACCACCAACUGGAAAGAGUUCGUUGCGGCGAGAAAGUGGGUCAAGAAUCCCUUCUCGCUCUUCAUCAUUCUACAAAAGCGAUCAGUUACCUCCGAGAAACUCUGGCACAGGAAUCUUCAGCCUCGAAAGGAUCUUCUGUGGGCAAACCAAGUAAUCUCCACAAAGAGCUUGUCCUAGUGACAUGUGCCAUAUUUGCAUUCCUGGCUUUCUUACAGGGCGAUACUCUUACCUUCCGUUCGCAUUUGAUCUCCGGAUACAAACUUUUUAAGCAAUGGGGAAUUGACAAAAGAAGUGUAUCCGGGCUUUUAUUGAACCGAUUAUUCGCCAGGAUUCAUAUACACUGGGUUUUCUGCAGCGACCCUCAGUUACUCGAAAAAAUGCCCGAAGGAGCUCAAUGCUUCCUUGCCGAGUAUUCAGUAAUCUUUGAGAAUCCGGCCGUUAUGCGAAAACCCACAUCUGUCUUCACGCCCAUUGAUCAACUGGAUCGAGUUCAACAAUUGAUAGCCUAUUUCAAUGGGGUCAUGCUACACGGCACACAUACGGAUUUUGAGAUUGAACCCGCAGGUUCUCUCAGCCCUGGCUCAACGGCGAUAUUGAUCAAGUUCCAGCACUGGAGGACUGCAAUCACGGAAAUUCUCAACGAAUCCAAAUACAUUGCGCCAGAAAACAGUGACUAUCUCAAAUUAAUCACUUUCUGGGCCGAAAUGAUUGGAAUCAAGGUCGCUGUAGCCCAGUCUCCCGAACCAAAUGAGUUGUUAUUUGAUGAUCACUUGGAGCAAUUCCUACGGGCGUCUAAAAUGGCCCAAGAGUUGACAGAACCGAGCUCGAACCUUGACAAACUGUCCCCGAGGUUCUACGAAAUCUCCCUCGUCCCUGUAUUAUUAUGGGCCGGGGCCAAAUGCCGCAAUUGGCUAGUCCGUCGAACUAUCUGCAACACACUGCGGAAUUUAGCUGGGGAUCACUACUUGGUGUACGCAAUAAAUACUGCUUUGAGUAGACUAAUAUCGCUCGAAUCAGAUGGAGUCAAACGAGGGGAAAUCAUUCCGAAAGCUGCUCGUUUCGAUUCUAUCAACUUGAAGACCAACCGUGAAGAAUCGACUGUUGAACUGCGGUAUCGCAGACCUCCCACGUCAACAAAAAUCGAUGUUCAUGAUCACUGGGGAUCCGACUUGAUGUACUAUGAGCCUUUUCAAGAAUACAACUAA
This is a messenger RNA of Penicillium salamii, 1674 nucleotides long. The record is from the annotation of a GenBank genome assembly. NCBI's taxonomy places the organism in Eukaryota, Fungi, Ascomycota, Eurotiomycetes, Eurotiales, Aspergillaceae.